GUGCAGAAGAAAUCAUUAAUCCUUCAAAAUUCCCACUCCGUUUUCGUCGGAGUCAUAAUUCCUUUUCUCGCCUCCGAGCCCUUCUUCUUGCAGGCAAGAUAAAUUCCCUCUUUCUCCUGCUAUUCCAUCACUUCUUGCUUGCCUCCCAAGGUUUCCCAGCUCACGAUAACCAUUUUGCUCUACGUCACCGGGCGCCCCUCUCCGACGAACAAGACCCCACACCGGGUUUCAGUCCCUGCGUGCACCUGAGUACGAGGCGGUCGCGAUCCCCCCCCCUCUCUCACCGUUAUUGCUCGACGUUCUUUCCUUUCUUCGAUCGGACUCAAGUGGUUUCAGAUACAAAUCAAUUCCUGCACCAGCCUGUUGGCGACGCUCUCUAUACCUUCUUGCAGCCCCUGAAAAGCUCACCCUUUCGAAACGCACACUACACGCUACCUCAUCAUGGACGCCUCCAUUCCCUACUCGAAAGAACUGCAAUUGGCCUGUCUGACAGUGCAGAGAGCUACUCUAGCGACCAAAAAGCUACUCGAAGCUGUCGACAAAGGGUCGUUCGACAAGAGUGAUUCUACCCCUGUCACCAUCGCCGACUUUGCUGCCCAAGCAUUAAUCAUCGCCGCUAUUCAUCAUGCCUUCCCCAAUGACGUGUUUGUUGGUGAGGAAAGCGCGAGUGCCCUGCGAUCCGACCCCGCCCUCCUCGAGCGAACGUGGGAGCUGGUCGCUUCUACUCGAUUGACCGACGAGGAAAGCGAUGCGCAGCUCUAUACUCCCAAGACAAAGGAGGAAAUGUUGGAUAUCAUCGAUUUGGGGGCCCAGGGUACAUGCGGCUCGCAGAAUCGUGCCUGGGUGUUGGAUCCAGUGGAUGGGACGGCGACCUUCAUUCAAGGUCAGCAGUACGCCGUCUGCCUGUGUCUGCUGGAAAAUGGACGCCAGAAGGUUGGUGUUCUGGGCUGCCCAAAUAUGAAUCUGGAGAAGGGAUACAUCCACGAGGAUAUAGUAGAUCGAGAAGGUUAUGGGCAUCAGGUAUUCGCCGUUGCUGGUCACGGCGCGUACAUGAGAAAGAUGGACACGGGCGUUCUCCUCCCUGCCCACAAGCUCGAGCCUAAACCUGCUAUCACAGACCCCAAGGACCUUGUCUUUGUCGAUUGUGCGGGUGGAUCAUCGGAUAUCAACGUACAUGCCCGCCUUGCAUCUCACCUGGGCGCCCCUUGGCCGCCUAAGACAGACCUCUGGGCGACCCAGUUGCGAUACAUCGCGGUUGCGGUUGGAGGGUGCAAUGCUUCCAUGAAGAUCCCACGCAAGGCUUCUUAUCGGUCAAAGAUCUGGGACCAUGCGGGCGGGAUGUUGAUUGUCGAAGAGGUUGGCUGCAUUGUCAGCGACCUUGCUGGUCGUCCAGUUGACUGCAGCCUCGGGCGCACUUUGGCGGGAUGUCACGGGAUGAUUGUUGCGCCUUCGUCUAUCCACCAACGGUUUGUGGACGCUGUGCAACAGAUCAUGUAAGACAAGGCAAGGUUGCUUAGUGGCCAGAAUCGCAGGGAGUGAAUUGUGAGACAGCACCGUGGAACCUCUUCCGAUUGCUGCUCAUGGCAGACUC
Molecule: messenger RNA, 1591 nt
Organism: Aspergillus fijiensis CBS 313.89
Lineage: Eukaryota; Fungi; Ascomycota; Eurotiomycetes; Eurotiales; Aspergillaceae
Product: carbohydrate phosphatase
Exons: 1
Coding region: 442-1497 (351 amino acids)
Biological process (GO): sulfate assimilation
Molecular function (GO): 3'(2'),5'-bisphosphate nucleotidase activity
Source: RefSeq, a predicted model, not a curated record